Messenger RNA from Williopsis jadinii, 615 nucleotides. RefSeq names its product glycogen-binding domain-containing protein. NCBI's taxonomy places the organism in Eukaryota, Fungi, Ascomycota, Saccharomycetes, Phaffomycetales, Wickerhamomycetaceae. Gene Ontology annotation, molecular function: protein kinase binding. The record is from RefSeq and is a predicted model, not a curated record. Gene Ontology annotation, biological process: signal transduction. Gene Ontology annotation, cellular component: nucleus; cytoplasm; nucleotide-activated protein kinase complex. Bases 1 to 615 code for a protein of 204 amino acids. The transcript has 2 exons.
AUGACUCACCAGUUUACAUUUGAGUGGCCAUCGAAUGGGUCCACAAGUUCAGUAUACGUGACCGGAACCUUUGACAACUGGUCCAAGUCAACCAAAUUGUCGCAGAGUUCCGACGGUAAGUUGCGAGCCACGGUGUCGUUCCCGCAGAGGGAGAAGGUGUUGUUCAAGUACGUUGUUGAUGGACAGUGGACCACCACGUCACAGUUCAAGGUGGAGAGGGACUCCACCACCGGGAUAGAAAACAAUGUUGUGUAUCCAGAACAGCUCGUUGAUCCGAGCGACGCUGAAGACUACACGCUUCUUGGUCACAAUAACUCGCACUCUGAAGCCGAGACAACAAGUUUCACCAACGUGAGCUAUGGGGAGAUGAGUCCCUUUGAGCAGUUUGACACGGACUGUGCGUUGGACUAUGACGUUGAUGACGACUAUGACGUUGACGACCGUGACAACACGGACUUGAACUCGAGCGCCCAGGUGACGCUCUCUGGUGGUCUCAAUUCGGUGACGCCUUCAUCCACGCCCGUGAACCUCGUUAGCGUUGCUGAUGGCGACCGCCAAGUGAGAUACUACACCAGCAUGUCACUGUUGUCGAAGUUCACAAAGUACUUCAAAUGA